Messenger RNA from Marasmius oreades (fairy-ring Marasmius), 1304 nucleotides. RefSeq lists its product as uncharacterized. The transcript has 14 exons. NCBI's taxonomy places the organism in Eukaryota, Fungi, Basidiomycota, Agaricomycetes, Agaricales, Marasmiaceae. Bases 156 to 1304 code for a protein of 382 amino acids. The record is from RefSeq and is a predicted model, not a curated record.
GCAAAAGGUCAUCUUCAGUUCGCACAGUUGUCACUGCUUAGCAUCAAUCCAGAGUGAGGGCCAGCAAUGUCGUCCAUCUUAGUUCUUCCCUCUACCUCCACCCUCUCCCCCCAGGCUGCACCACCGUUCGUUAGGCUCCUCAACAGUGGCCGCUUAUGGAGGAUCCGUUUCAAACCGAAUACACCCCUCAGACGUAUCACACAAACGCGUAUUUACGGGUAGCUUCCAUCGCGAUCGCAGCCUAUAGCUUUAUCGAAACGGGGCCUGCAGUAUGGAAGUUUUACAGGGAUCAGUUACGUUCGGGCCGUUAUACGAUAUCUUUCAUUAUGUUGAUCCUCAUACAGGUUUCAAGCAUCGCCGCCCUUUGCAUAUCGAAUUUCGGGUUCUUCUACUCUCAUUUCACGGAUGCCUCCUGCAAGCGCUAUUAUCUUUUACCGUCAAUUUUCAAAAUUCUACAAGCUAUGGUCUCUCAAUUGAUUCUGGGACUGAGAGCGUUCAAUCUCUCCACACGAUCAAGGGCUGUUGGUCUAGUUUUGAUCAUUCUAUACGUGGCUGCAUGUUCAGUAGAAUGGACGACCACCCUUUACAGGAGACAUAUGACCGUGGCUCAAAUACAUGUUUGCCGGGGAACUUUUCAUCCCAAUUCGAUGAGCGCUUGGGUAUACUACGUGACUGCAAUCAUCUAUGAUGUCGGUGUGACCUCGAUAUCGGUGGUAUAUCUGGUGAAGCACCAGCAGACUUCGACUGCGAGUAACAUGAUGGCAAAGAUCACAAAGAUGAUGCUAUAUGACGGGAUCGGCUACUUCGUGUUUCUUACAGCUGUUAACGUUGCCAACCUCAUGAUAUACCGCGAAGGCACUGACAUUCAGACAUUCAGAGCAUCGUUCGGAUAUACCGCAACUUGGAUCUUAUCACAACGGCUUCUCAUACACCUGCAUGAGAUGUCCUUGGAGAGGCGAAAUGAGAGCAUGUACGAAGCGUACACCAUAUCACAAACCAUCAGUUCUGCUCAGGCAGUGAACCGAGCUGUUCGUUCCCAAUUCGAGACCAAAGGUAGUUUGGCUGACGGUCUUGAGCUGACGAACCCGAACUUCGAUCUGGACAUACUCGAAUCCGGGACGAACUAUGCUGAUGAUGUUAGUCAUGUGCAAGUGCAUGUUGAAAAGACUGUGACAGUCCAACGGCGAGGAUCGCAAAAGUAUACGCUGGAAAACUAUUCAAGGCAUGCUGGGUCUGUCGUGACAAACCCUACCAUCAGCACUCGGACAAUAUCAGUCGUCUCCACUGGGAGAAAACAAUCAUAA